This is a messenger RNA of Rubroshorea leprosula, 792 nucleotides long. The record is from the annotation of a GenBank genome assembly. NCBI's taxonomy places the organism in Eukaryota, Viridiplantae, Streptophyta, Magnoliopsida, Malvales, Dipterocarpaceae.
GAAAUCCCUUGUCGUGCUGUGGGUCUCAUUGUUCUCAUCACAAUUUGUUCCUAGUCACUACUACCGUGAUCUUUAUCAACGAUUGCAGGGCCUUACACAAGGGUCCAAAAGCGUUGAGGAUUAUCACUAGAUGGAAAUCGCAAUGGUUAGAGUGAAUGUGGAUGAGGACAGAGAAGCAACUAUGGCACGGUUUCUGCAUGGCUAAUGUGGCAGAGCUGCAGCAUAAUGUGGAAUUAGAAGAUAUGGUGCAUAUGGCGAUGAAAGUAGAACAGCAACUCAAGUGUAAAGGAGCCACCACCAGAACUGGGCAGAAACCAAGACAUCAAGUGUUUUCGAUGCUUUGGAAGGGGGCAUGUUGCAUCGCAAUGUCCUAUGGAGAAAUUGAAACUGAGGGUGAAUCUGAUGAUGAAUCUAUGCCACCAUUAGAAGAUGCUAAUGAUGGUGUGGAAUAUGCCGUUGAUGGAGAACUGCUCGUCACCAGAAGAGCUUUGAAUGUGCAAGCCAAAGAAGAUGAUGAAGUACAACGUGACAAUAUAUUUCAAAUGAGGUGCAAUGUCAAAAACAAGGACUUCAAGGACGUGUUUCCAGAGGACAUCCCUAAUGAUGAGAACCCCAAAGAGAACAAUGAGACCUACAGCACGACAAGGGAUUUCUAAACUCCAGGAAAGCUAAAUCAGGUUUAUAAUAGGACCUUGACCCAUUGUUUAUGUCGCAACAAGAACCAAAGGUAAAAACCUUGACCCGUUGUCUAUGACGCAACAAGAACCAGAGGUAUAAAGUUGGUUGACGCCA